AUGUCAGACAAAGCGCCCGAGCCGGUUAUAUCCAAAGAGUUUGGUAGGACAACCGCGACUGAUCUUGUCUCGACCACUGACAGUGGCAUCGGUCAUGAACUUCAUUUUGUCAGACGCGGCGAGGCUCUCGCAGAAGCUUCAUCGAGCCAAGAAAGUAUCGAUGGCUACGACCCGGAUCUGAUGAGUGGCAGGACACUGCUCACAGCACAAGAAGAGAAGAAGCUGCUGCAGAAAAUUGACUGGCGAUUGAUGACACUCUGCUCACUUAUUUUCAUGUUUAAAAAUUUGGACGGCAACAAUACGUCCAACGCUCGGAUCAUGAAUAAGGGAACAGACCAGAAUAUUAUGACACAGCUCGGAAUCACAUCUAACGAGUACAAUCUUGUGACAGUUCUCUACUAUGUCCCAUAUAUUGUGUUAGAAGCACCCUCAAACCUCCUACUAAAGAGAUUCUCUCCUUCAAAAUGGCAGUCCAGGAUUAUGAUUAGCUGGGGUAUCGCUCUGAUGUGCAAUGCUGCCGUGAAAAACAAAGGAGGAUUAUACACUACACGAUUCUUGCUGGGCCUGGCCGAAGCUGGACAGUUCCCCGGUGUUAUUCUCCAGAUGACAUAUUGGUAUCGACCAGAUGAGAUGUCCUUGCGACUGCUCUAUUUUUACAUUUGCGGAAACAUCUCAGGUAUCUUCGGCGGUCUUCUUGCCUACGGGUUUGACACCGUGUCUGGCGCAGCAGGACUUUCCGGAUGGCAAUGGUUGUUUCUCACGGAGGGUAUUGCGACCGUGAUCUUUGGUGUUGCCAUCGCCUUCCUCCUCCCUGACUUUCCUGAGACAGCGAAAUGGUUGACUGAGAGAGAGAAGAAGUUCAUCCAAGCUCGACUGCCAGCUAAUGCUCCUCGCGCCAACGAGCAAAACUUCAAAUUCCGUGAAGUCAUCGAGUCAGUGAAGGAUGUGAGAUUGUGGCUAUUUACAUUGAUUUGGGCUACCUUCACAGUUGGAACUAACGGUGUGACUUUCUACCAAUCGACUGUGAUCGCGAAUCUUGGUUACACGACCGUUGCUCAAGCACAGCUCCUCAAUAUCCCAAUUACAGUUUGUGGACUCUUAUUCAUUGCGGUCACAGGCAUCGCAGCAGACCGCAGUCGUAUACCCCGACCAUUGUACCCACUUUCUUUCCUUGUCGUGAUCAUAAUCUGUUACGGCGUCUUUGUGGCAUAUCCGAGUACCGGCGCUGUGUACGCCGUGACGCUGGUUGGAAAUGCCCUACAUGCUGGAUGGUUCCCAGUGAUGUGGCCAUGGCGCGUGCAAACCACUUCACGAGCGACGGGAUCUGCGUUUUCUAUUGGGUUCGUGAACAGCUACGGCCAAAUUGGAGGUGCCAUCGGUCCGCAGUUGUUCAACAGCAAAUACGCACCACACUAUACAGUGCCUUUCUCCGUGGCCAUGGGUCUAGUAGGUCUUUGCUCGAUUUUGACGUUGAUAACAUGGUGGGUAACUUGGGACACGGAGCGUGAUACUAGACGCCUAAAGCUUGCCAAAAUUGCGGCAGAGAAAAGGGGCGAGACGAUUCUGGAAGAUGUUGUGGACCAUGACUUGAAGACUCAUUGA
Penicillium canescens is the source of this 1602-nucleotide messenger RNA. RefSeq lists its product as uncharacterized. The coding region runs from base 1 to 1602 and encodes 533 amino acids. NCBI's taxonomy places the organism in Eukaryota, Fungi, Ascomycota, Eurotiomycetes, Eurotiales, Aspergillaceae. Gene Ontology annotation, molecular function: transmembrane transporter activity. Gene Ontology annotation, cellular component: membrane. The record is from RefSeq and is a predicted model, not a curated record. The transcript is spliced from 9 exons. Gene Ontology annotation, biological process: transmembrane transport.